Messenger RNA from Cavia porcellus (domestic guinea pig), 2628 nucleotides. RefSeq names its product integrator complex subunit 10 (gene Ints10). The coding region runs from base 105 to 2390 and encodes 761 amino acids. The record is from RefSeq and is a predicted model, not a curated record. Lineage: Eukaryota; Metazoa; Chordata; Mammalia; Rodentia; Caviidae. Gene Ontology annotation, cellular component: integrator complex. The transcript has 19 exons. Gene Ontology annotation, biological process: snRNA processing.
GCAUGCGCAGUGGCCCCCGCUGGCGAGCGGAGGCGGCUGCGGGGCUGUAUACUGGGAGCCGGAAGGUUCAGCCUCUGUAGCCUACGGGCCCUGUCGCCGGGGCCAUGUCGGCCCAGGGUGACAGCGAGUUCCUGGUGCAGCGAGCCCGAGAGUUGGUGCCCCAGGACCUGUGGGCAGCCAAGGCGUGGCUAAUCACGGCUCGCACCCUCUACCCCGCAGACUUUAACAUCCAGUAUGAGAUGUACACCAUCGAGCGCAAUGCGGAGCGGACGGCCACCGCGGGAAGGCUGCUGUAUGACCUGUUUGUGAAUUUCCCAGACCAGCCGGUGGUAUGGAGAGAAAUCAGCAUUAUUACAUCAGCAUUAAGGAAUGAUUCACAGGAUAAGCAGACCCAAUUUUUAAGAAGUUUAUUUGAAACUCUUCCCGGCCGGAUCCAGUGUGAAAUGUUAUUAAAGGUCACAGAACAAUGCUUCAACACAUUGGAACGAUCAGAAAUGCUACUCCUACUUUUGAGGCGCUUCCCUGAGACAGUAGUGCAACAUGGGUUUGGCCUUGGGGAGGUACUAUUAGAAGCUGAAACUCUUGAAGAGCAAGAGUCUCCUGUUAACUGCUUUAGAAAAUUAUUUGUUUGUGAUGUACUUCCUCUAAUAAUUAACAAUCAUGAUGUUCGAUUGCCUGCCAAUUUAUUAUAUAAAUACUUGAACAAAGCUGCUGAAUUUUAUAUCAACUAUGUCACUAGGUCUACUCAAAUAGAAAAUCAGCAUCAAGGUGCCCAAGAUGCAUCUGAUUUAAUGUCGCCCAGCAAACGUAGCUCCCAGAAGUAUGUAAUAGAAGGACUGACUGAAAAAUCAUCCCAAAUUGUGGACCCUUGGGAGAGGUUGUUUAAGAUUUUGAAUGUUGUUGGAAUGAGAUGUGAAUGGCAGAUGGAUAAAGGAAGACGAAGCUAUAGUGAUAUAUUACAUCGGAUGAAGGAUCUCUGCAGAUACAUGAACAACUUUGAUAAUGAAGCUCAUGCAAAAUAUAAAAACCAAGUGGUUUAUUCCACUAUGUUGGUCUUCUUUAAGAAUGCAUUCCAGUAUGUCAACAGCAUACAGCCAUCUCUCUUCCAAGGACCUAAUGCUCCAAACCAAGUUCCCCUGGUCCUUCUUGAAGAUGUAUCAAAUGUGUAUGGUGAUGUAGAAGUUGAUCGUAAUAAACACAUACAUAAAAAGAGGAAGCUAGCUGAGGGAAGAGAGAAAACCAUGAGUUCAGAUGAUGAAGAUGGUUCAGCAAAAGGAAGAAACCGUCACAUUGUAGUCAACAAAGCAGAACUCACUAACUCUGCCGAAGUGUUAGAAAGCUUUAAACUGGCCCGGGAGAGCUGGGAGUUGCUCUAUUCCCUAGAAUUUCUUGACAAAGAAUUUACAAGAAUUUGUUUGGCGUGGAAGACAGAGACUUGGCUGUGGUUAAGAAUAUUCCUCACCGAUAUGAUCAUCUAUCAGGGGCAAUAUAAAAAGGCAAUAGCCAGCCUGCAUCAUUUGGCUGCUCUCCAAGGGUCACUUUCUCAGCCACAGACUGCAGGACAGGGGACCUUGGAGCAUCAGAGGGCGCUCAUCCAGCUGGCAACGUGUCACUUUGCUCUGGGGGAAUACAGGAUGACAUGUGAGAAAGUCCUAGACCUGAUGUGCUACAUGGUCUUACCCAUUCAGGACGGAGGCAAAUCUCAGGAGGAACCCUCAAAAGUAAAGCCCAAGUUUAGAAAAGGUUCGGACCUGAAGCUCCUGCCCUGCACCAGCAAAGCUAUUAUGCCCUACUGUCUACACUUGAUGUUGGCCUGCUUUAAGCUUAGGGCUUUCACCGACAACAGAGAUGACAUGGCGCUGGGGCAUGUGAUUGUGCUGCUUCAGCAGGAGUGGCCACGAGGAGAGAAUCUGUUCUUGAAAGCUGUCAAUAAGAUUUGCCAACAAGGAAAUUUCCAGUAUGAGAAUUUUUUCAAUUAUGUUACAAACAUUGAUAUGCUGGAGGAAUUUGCCUACUUGAGAACUCAGGAAGGUGGGAAGAUCCAUCUGGAAUUGCUGCCCAAUCAAGGAAUGCUGAUCAACCAUUGCAGACCUUUUGGGUGGUCCCUCCAGCUGAGUGGCAGAUGUUGUGAGCAGAGUUCAGCUCCUUCCCUGGGGCCUUCUAGCCCUCCCCUGGGGUUACUGCAGCAGGAAUUCUUACCUGUGCUUCAGCCCAGCAUACAGACUGCUGACAGGCACCACACGGUCACCCGAGGCAUCACUAAAGGUGUGAAAGAGGACUUCCGUCUGGCCAUGGAGCGCCAAGUCUCCCGCUGUGGCGAGAAUCUGAUGGUGGUGCUGCACAGGUUCUGCAUUAACGAGAAGAUCCUGCUGCUUCAGACUCUGACCUGAUGAGAGACCUUUGCGCCAGAGACAGCUGGUCACUGUGUGGCUGAGAGAGAAGACACACAGUAGUGACGUUACAGCUCUCAAAAUGAAGAGAGCACCUGAUUUCCAGCCCCUUGCUUGCUUAAAAGUAGUUCCCAAGAGCCUGAGAAUUUAUUUCUAUUUUUAAGAGUUGUGUUUUGUAAUUUUUGUAAAGCAAGAGAAUCAAACUGUUUUGUAAAUAAAAUUCACUCUAAAAUUUGAA